Messenger RNA from Sinocyclocheilus rhinocerous, 2352 nucleotides. RefSeq names its product Meis homeobox 1 b (gene meis1b). Gene Ontology annotation, molecular function: DNA binding. The record is from RefSeq and is a predicted model, not a curated record. Lineage: Eukaryota; Metazoa; Chordata; Actinopteri; Cypriniformes; Cyprinidae. The transcript is spliced from 10 exons. Gene Ontology annotation, biological process: regulation of DNA-templated transcription. The coding region runs from base 657 to 1940 and encodes 427 amino acids.
CACUACUUCCGGGUUUCAGCAGUCUGGUCCAGAUUCAGCUGCUCGAGCCGCGUUCAACACACACUCAUUGUACACAAACGGGGAAAGGCAGCUCGCAGCAUCGAUCGUGGCUCCUUUAAGAAAAACUAAGCCAGAAUUAUCAGCCCACCUCCUCUUGAUCUCAUUUAGAAGCUAUUGCAUAAAAAAUCAACUCAGGAGCCGAGAGUGAUCAAAGAAACGAGAGAGAGCUUCAUUUUUGUGCAUUUGAGUAGUAUUCUCGUUAGGGGUGCUAACCAGUGGAAGCGCGCAGAGGAUCAUCAUUCAUUCAGCACUUUGACAAGCUCGCGUUUGAUUGAUUGACAGCCGGAGUGGCAAAAAGCCAUGAGAUCCGCUAGUUUUGUUUGAGGGGCUAUUUUCAUACUGCUUUGGAAAAGAAGAUUUUGCUCGAUCCUUGUCGGUGUCCACGGGAAAGAAGGCGAAGGGGACCUAUUCGCUGAACGCGCCUGGCUGAACUUGUGGUGAAGGACUGGCUUCAUCGCUCGCUUGAAAGAGGCAGUUGGAUUUUUUGGGGGGAAAACAUAUCCCACAUUUGGAAUUUGCGUGUCUAUUUCCUAUUCACCCUGGCCUCAUAGGGGAUAUAUUUUUGAUUAAAGGAAGACGAGGGAGUGCGGAGGGCGAUGGCGCAGAGGUACGAAGAUAUACCCCACUAUGGGAUGGACGGAGUAGGAAUCCCGAGCACGAUGUACGGGGACCCGCACGUCGCCGCCAGAUCCAUGCAGGCUGUUCACCUGAAUCACGGGCCCCAGCUCCACUCCCACCAGUACCCGCACACAGUCCACCCCAACGCCAUGCCGCCCAGCAUGGGCUCAUCCGUCAAUGACGCUCUAAAAAGAGAUAAAGACUCCAUUUACGGGCACCCUCUGUUCCCGCUUCUAGCACUGAUUUUUGAGAAAUGUGAAUUAGCCACUUGCACACCUCGAGAGCCCGGUGUGGCUGGGGGCGAUGUGUGUUCAUCAGAGUCGUUCAAUGAGGAUAUAGCAGUGUUUGCAAAACAGGUACAUGAACUUUGUGACAAUUUCUGUCAUCGGUACAUCAGCUGUUUGAAGGGAAAGAUGCCCAUCGACUUGGUUAUAGAUGACAGAGAAGGAGGAUCAAAAUCAGACAGUGAAGAAAUUACAAGACCCCAUGAUCAGACUUCAUGGAACAGAGACCAUGACGAUGCAGCUUCUACACGCUCCGGGGGAACACCAGGACCAUCCAGUGGAGGACACACAUCGCACAGCGGUGACAACAGCAGUGAACAAGGUGACGGGCUAGACAACAGUGUGGCGUCACCUAGCACGGGAGAUGAUGACGACCCCGACAAGGAGAAGAAGAGGAAUAAAAAACGUGGUAUCUUCCCUAAAGUGGCGACCAACAUCAUGAGGGCAUGGCUCUUCCAGCACUUGACGCACCCCUACCCUUCAGAAGAACAGAAAAAGCAACUGGCACAAGACACCGGGCUCACUAUACUACAAGUGAACAACUGGUUCAUUAACGCAAGAAGAAGAAUAGUGCAGCCCAUGAUCGACCAGUCCAACCGAGCAGUAAGUCAAGGAGCUCCCUACAACCCAGAUGGUCAGCCCGUGGGAGGCUUCGUGAUGGACGGCCAGCAGCACAUGGGAAUCAGACCACCUGGACUACAAGGCAUGCCAGGGGAUUACCUGUCACACAGUGGCCCGGUGGGUAUGGCUAUGGGGCAACCAGGCUACGGCGCCUCCCAGAUGCCCCACCACCCUGCUCAGUUGCGGCACGGCCCUCCCAUGCAUUCCUACAUCCCUGGACAUCCCCACCACCCAGCGAUGUUAAUGCACGGAGGACCACCUCACCCUGCCAUGCCCAUGUCAGCCUCUAGCCCCCCUAUGUUCAAUCCAGGAGACCCUACUAUGGGAGGACAAUUCAUGGACAUCCAUGCCCAGUAAUUUACUAAAAUGGAUUCUUUAAAUGACUGCUAUGGAUAGAAGAGGAGCUGCGAUUGGUUUUUCUGGGGCUUGCCAAGCACGAUUAUAUACUGACUUGUUACAGAGACUGAGGAGCUUGCAUCUUGGCUAUAGAUUCGGACUAAGAAAGAAGCCCGAUUUCUGUAUACUAUGGGAUGCUUUAAAAGGAGGUGCCCUUUGCUUAGACACAAAAAGUGAGAGAGAGAAAGAAAGAUUGGAUUUAUUACUAUAUCAGCCUCUAAAGGGGAGGGAUGAGGACAUACUGUAUACUGUUGUAAAAUUGCAUUGGACUUUCAUAUGAACUGGGAAAAAAAGUAUUGUAAAUGCUAUCGUAUUGUUCUGCAUAUUAUGUUGUUUCUAAUAGAUUUUUUUUAAAAAGGAUGUGAACUUUUUU